UGUAACAAGUGCGCCUGCGUGAAAUUCCAAAGCUUACUUGUUUCCAAGUGUCGAUUCUUGCGGCAUCUUGGUAGAAAUGUUGAUGUUUAUUUAAUCUACAGAACACUCCAAUCGGGAAAAAACCCAGACAGAACCAGGAUGAAAAGAGUAUUCAGUUUGAGUAACAAGACCUUUGGUGGCCAAGGAACAAUCACAUACAGUUGGCAAAAAGCCUUAGGGAACUACUUGGCAACUACAGGAGCUGACCACAUUGUCAGAAUUUAUGACAGACAUGGGGAGAUGAAGGAGGAAAUUAGCUUACCAGGAAUGUGCACUGGUAUGGGCUGGGACAGAGAUGGAGAUACACUGGCAGUCAUCAAUGACAAGAAUGGAGUUGUCACCCUUUGGGAUGCUAACACCAUGAGAACCAGCCAACUGGAUAGUGGGCUAAGAGAUCAGAUGACAUUUCUCUUGUGGGCCAAGGCUGGUCCUUAUCUAGCAAUUGGAACCUUCAAAGGAAACCUUAUGAUCUAUAAUCAUCAAACAUCAAGGAAGGUGCCGAUCCUGGGGAAGCACACGCGGCGGAUCACCAGUGGAUCGUGGAGUAAUGAGAAUCUGCUGGCCCUGGCCAGUGAUGACAACACCAUCUCCAUCAGUAACGUAGAGGGCGACACAAUUCGACAGACCUCUGUCAGGGCCAACCCACAGAAUGUCCAGUUCUCCGAGAUGAAGGGCGACGAGCGCAGUCAGAUAGGCGAGAAUACGGUUAGUGUUGUCAUUGGGAAAAAGACCCUGUUUCUGUACAACUUGAAUGAUCCAGAGAAUCCCAUUGAACUGGCGUUCCAGCAGAGAUACGGCAACAUCAUCUCCUACAAAUGGUAUGGGGAUGGAUACAUCAUGAUCGGAUUUUCCCAUGGUUACUUUGUGGUUAUAUCCACACAUAUGAAAGAAAUAGGACAGGAACUGUUCCAAGCCCGGAACCAUAAAGACAAUCUGACCUGUAUCGCCAUCUCUACGUCUCUCAACAAGGCCGCAUCAUGUGGUGACAACUGCAUCAAGAUCCAUGACCUUUCUGACCUGAAAGAGAUGUUUGCCAUUAUCAACAUGGAGGAUGAGCGUGGCCUUGAUGUUUUGAACUGGUCUGAUGACGGGCAGCUACUGGCAGUGUCCACACAGAAGGGGAACCUCCAUGUGUACCUGACGCGCCUCCCCAUGCUGGCCUCGGCCCACCAGACCCGCAUAGCCCACCUGACCUCUCUUCUGGAGGUCACCAUAGAGGACAACGUUCAGCAGGACCAGCCAUUGACCAUUCCCAUUGAUGUGGAGCCCACGUUUAUAGGAAUUGGACCAUUCCACCUGGCCUGUGGAAUGAACAACAGGGCCUGGUUUUAUCUGCUGGGAGACGCAGGGAUAGAGAGGUUAAAGGACAGGGAGUACCUAGGGACCGUUAACCACAUCUGUCUGAAUGCCGACUACGCCGCUGUGGGCUUUGAGGGAAAAGUUCAGCUUCAUAUGAUUGAGGGAGAGACGGCAGGAACGACGGAUGAGCGUGAGACUCGUUUGUUUCCUGACUCCAGUCAAGACGACUCCCGGAUAACCUGUCAUGAUCUCACCAAUGACUUCCUUAUCUAUGGAUCUGAUAAUGGUGGAAUUACAUAUUUCUAUGUGGAAGACUGGAAUUUUGUGAAUGAGUUCCGUCAUGUUGUGGGAAUUCGAAGGAUUUUCCCGGACCUUGGUGGAACACGACUAGUGUUUAUUGAUGACAAGAGUGAUGGUUUUGUAUAUAAUCCAGUGAAUGAUCAAGUCAUUGAAAUCCCACAAUUCUCCUCAACCACAAAAGGUGCAUUAUGGGAAAAUUGGUCAGGAGACAAGGGUGUUUUCAUCACCUAUGAUGAAGAGAAGAUAUAUACUUAUCUAUACUGUAGAGAAUCCACUAAAGGCCCAAUAGUGGAGUAUGUAGGAGAGUCCAAACUUCCCUACGGAAUGGUUCCCAUCAUGCUCUACAAUGGGGAGAUAACUCUACAGACACAGAGUGGGCGCAUACAGACCCAGAUUUUGGACACACAUACAGCACUCUACACAGAAAGCUUGGAGGAUAUGACAGUGGAGGAGGUGAAGAAUGGUUUGAAACAAGGAAUUGCCAUCAGAAGAUUCAAAGAAGCAUGGAGUUUUUGUGAGAAGUUAAAUGACAUGGUGGCCUGGAUAGAAUUGGGACGGUCAGCCAUGCAGGCUAUUGAGAUAGACUAUGCCAUCAGAGUAUACAGAGAGAUUGCAGAUGUUGGCAUGGUUACCUCUUUACAGCAGGUCAAGCACCUUGAGGAUAAGAACUUGCUGUCUGGUUAUGUGGCCAUGUUCCUGAGUGAGUUUAACCUGGCCCAGGAUCUCUUCCUAGCCUCAAGCAAACCACUGGCUGCUCUAGAGAUGAGGCGAGACUUAUUACACUGGGACAGUGCCCUACAGCUGGCCAAGGCUCUGGCCCCGGAACAGAUCCCCUACAUAUCUCGCGAGUAUGCUCAGCAGCUUGAGUUUACAGGAGACUACAUGACCGCUCUGUCUCACUACGAGAAGGGUGUGACUCGUGAGGAGAAAGACCGAGAACAUGACGAGGUUUGUGCUGCAGGAAUUGCCAGGAUGUCCAUCAGGAUGGGCGACAUCAGAAGGGGUGUUUCCAUGGCAAUGAAGAUGCCAAGUAGAAUUUUAAAGAAAGAAUGUGCUGGAAUUUUAGAAGGCAUGAAGCAAUGGACAGAAGCAGCCACAUUGUAUGAACAAGGAGGUUACUAUGACAAAGCCGCCUCAGUCUACAUCCGCGGCAAAAACUGGGCAAAGGUUGGAGACCUUCUCUCCCACAUCACAUCCCCAAAGAUACACAUCCAGUACGCCAAGGCGAAGGAGGCAGACGGACGGUACAAAGAAGCAGCGGAGGCCUACCGCAGUGCAAAGGACUGGGAUAAUGUGAUCCGGAUCAACCUGGAUUAUCUUCAGAACCCGGAGGAGGCUGUCAAGAUUGUCCGAGACACUCACUCCAUAGAGGGAGCCAAGAUGGUAGCCAAGUUUUUCCAGAGACUGAAUGAUUACUCCUCAGCGAUUCAGUUCCUUGUGAUCUCCAAAUGUAAUGAUGAAGCCUUCCAGUUAGCUCAGGCUCACAACCAAAUGGAGACUUACGCUGACAUCAUAGGACCUGAUGCCACCCCUGAGGAUUACCAGAGCAUCGCCCUGUUCUUUGAGAACGAGAAGAACCACUUCAUGGCCGGCAAAUUCUUCUUACUAAGUGGGCAAUACAGCAGAGCCCUGAAGCAUUUUGUGAAGUGUAGUGGAGAAGAUGGUCAGGCUAUAGAGUUGGCCAUUGAGACAGUGGGCAGGGCCAAUGAUGAGUCCCUGACCCGCAUGUUGAUUGACUUCCUGAUGGGAGAGACAGACAAUGUACCCAAGGAUGCCAAGUACCUGUUCCGGCUCUACAUGGCACUGAAACAGUACAGGGAGGCUGGCAGAACAGCCAUCAUUAUAGCAAGGGAAGAACAAAAUGCUGGAAACUACAGAAAUGCUCAUGAUGUUCUGUUCAGUAUGUACAAAGAGCUGAUGCAGCAGAAAAUAAAGAUUCCUUCAGAAAUGUCCACCAACCUAAUGAUUCUCCACAGUUACAUCCUGGUCAAGAUCCAUGUAAAGAGAGGUGACCACAUGAAGGGGGCCAGGAUGUUGAUUCGAGUAGCCAACAACAUCAGUAAAUUCCCAUCCCACAUUGUACCAAUCCUGACAUCGACGGUCAUCGAGUGUCACCGAGCGGGGCUCAAGAACUCAUCCUUCAGCUACGCCGCCAUGUUGAUGAGACCAGAAUAUCGCAACAACAUUGACCUGAAAUACAAGAAGAAGAUAGAAAUGAUCGUCAGGAAGCCUGAUAAGACGGAGGAGGAGGAAGCAUUGACGUCGUGUCCGUACUGCAGCUUCCAGCUCCCAGAAACAGCCCUGAUGUGUCCAGAGUGUAAAAACAACCUGCCCUACUGUAUUGUCACGGGUCGUCACAUCGUGAAUGAUGACUUGACUGCCUGCCCUAAGUGUGACUUUCCUGCAAUUUUCUCCGAGUUCAUUAAGUUGCUUGAAACUGAGGAAAAUUGUCCAAUGUGUUCUGAAAAGAUUAUCAAGGAAAACCUGCAGAAAGUGACGGACAUCAACAAAUACCUCCACCCAGAGGAGGGGACCAUAGAGUAGAGGAGGGCACUGUAGAAGGGAACACUGAAUGCUAGUCCCUCUGUUACUGAUUCCACAGAUCAUGCCCCCUCUUCUUGUUUACUGAACUGUUUCUGUGAUAUGAUUUUACCUGAUGUUAAGAGACAUUACAGACAUAACUCCGUCCAAUGUCUAUACUAUGAAGGAUGUACACUUUAUAGAUCUGAAUAAAUUUUGUAAUUCUG
Messenger RNA from Magallana angulata, 4385 nucleotides. RefSeq names its product WD repeat-containing protein 19-like. Gene Ontology annotation, cellular component: intraciliary transport particle A; cilium. Gene Ontology annotation, biological process: intraciliary retrograde transport; cilium assembly. The coding region runs from base 139 to 4182 and encodes 1347 amino acids. The record is from RefSeq and is a predicted model, not a curated record. Gene Ontology annotation, molecular function: protein binding. The transcript has 34 exons. NCBI's taxonomy places the organism in Eukaryota, Metazoa, Mollusca, Bivalvia, Ostreida, Ostreidae.